Messenger RNA from Pochonia chlamydosporia 170, 1506 nucleotides. Its product is annotated as protein transport protein Sec39. Gene Ontology annotation, biological process: retrograde vesicle-mediated transport, Golgi to endoplasmic reticulum. NCBI's taxonomy places the organism in Eukaryota, Fungi, Ascomycota, Sordariomycetes, Hypocreales, Clavicipitaceae. The transcript has a single exon. The record is from RefSeq and is a predicted model, not a curated record. Bases 1 to 1506 code for a protein of 501 amino acids.
AUGGCCAGCACCCUGUCGCCGGCGAAGGUCGUACUUCUUGCUGUGCACUUCGCUGGGCAUGCCGAUAUCGAAAGUCUCGCCGCCCUAACGGCAACUCAUGCGUCUAUUCUCCAUGAUGAACUUUUACUCCGAAUCAUUCUGACGCAUUUACCAGAGACUACGAGACCGGAUGCCUAUACUGGCUUCCUUCAGAACGUAGUUGACCAUGCCUCUGAGGGAGGGCAACUCGAAUCCCUAGAUACCUCGCCUGUUGACAGGUUAGACGACGGCGAAGCUGCCAAGAGGGCCACUAAACUUCAUCUACUACCGCUACUAUACCCUUGCACACCAGAGACUUCCCAAGGAGAUGCGCUCACCCGUUUUCUGUUUCUAAGGACUCACAAGAUGGACGAGGAAACUGGGAUGCUUGCUCAGUUGCUCGAUUUGCUGUUACCAUUUCUCUCUCGCAAUUCGGCCAUACAAAAAUGGGCAAUGGCAACUGUAUUGCCAUACGUACGGAAGGGCCUGGAGUUUCGCAUGGGACAGCCACCUGAAUAUUCCUUGGCCGAGUUUGAGAAAUUGACAGACCAACAGGCCGUUAAGUUCUUACUGUCUCCAGGAGGGACCCUCAGUCAAUCACGAGACAACGUCGACCAUUCUUUAAGAAAUGUUGUAGGGCCAUGGCUCUAUGAUAUAGACCGCUGGGACUGCUCGGGAAAGACGUCUGGAGAUGAGACAUCGUCGGUAUUCUGUCCUGGUUGGCAGCAUGUCAGGGAAUGGCUGCUCUCCCAAGCAACGCUAUCGUGGUCCGUCGCUGUUCUGGCCAUUGAACGAUGGGGUGGCCCGGAUGAUGUGGAUUUCGGCGAUGGGAUUCCUCUCUAUCUUCCGGCUCCUUACAAGUAUUAUCUUGAGCAAACAUAUGCGACAACUGUGAUGGCUUGUGUGUAUGGCGUACAGGAAGCAACCCUGGAAUGCUUAACGAGAAUGUAUUCCUUAUUGACAACUCUAAGGCAAUACCUUGGGUAUGAUGUGGAUGUCAUACCUGUUGAGCAAGCAAUAAACGCUUUGCUAGACCUAUCAGUCACGGACAUUUCGACAUUCCAUGGCGGCCGGGUUGCGAGUUUCAUGAGAAAUUCCUUAUUAGAACAACAUAACCCGUUAACGAACCCGAGCCAAGAUUCUACCAAGUUUCUCCUCGCUCUCGUUCUGAGUGCUUACCUCCUGACAACUUUUGGCUCACCCUCAUCAGUGAGGCGUGCUGGGGAACUUUCGCUUCUCCAAGAUGAACGAGACCAAAAGGCUGAGGUUUUGAAACUCCUAAGAGGCAUCGCGGGCGAAGCUCCAAAUGAGAGCGACGACUAUUUACAACGAGCCCGUUUGUCUCUGCUUUGGCUCCGAGACUGGGGUCAAGGCAGCACAGGUACGAGCCCUGGCGAACCUGCACCACAGGGUGCACUCGGUAUGGUCGCUAGGGAAUAUAUGGAAGCAGAGUUCUUGAAGUUACUAUUAUCCAAGGGGCGUAGGUGA